Molecule: messenger RNA, 1707 nt
Organism: Tarenaya hassleriana
Lineage: Eukaryota; Viridiplantae; Streptophyta; Magnoliopsida; Brassicales; Cleomaceae
Exons: 3
Coding region: 1-1707 (568 amino acids)
Source: RefSeq, a predicted model, not a curated record
AUGGAGAACAACCGAUACUUUGCUCUUCCCGAUGGUGUCGAGGGCAAUGCUGACUCAACCUUUGCCCAAUACAACAUGCCUAAGCAUACUGAGCUUUUGGCUGGUAUUCGACUACCGGCCAUCGACGUAUCUACUUUCGAGCUGAACCCGUCUACUAUUCCGAUGUUGGGCAAUAAUGCUUUCCGGGGUAGGCCGAACGAAGACCCGAACGCACAUCUAACUCGCUUUAAGAUGAUGUGUCGUUCUAUCAAGAGAGAUAACAAGGUGACAGAGAAUACACUCCGACUGAUUGCUUUUCCUUGGACUCUCUUGGAUGCUGCUUUGGAAUGGUGUUACGAUCUGACACCCGAUUCCAUCCACACCUGGGAACAGCUGGAAGUGCAGUUUAUGUCAAAAAUUUUCCCAGCUCACCGCACUGAAGCAGCUCUUUCUGGCAUUCAUUCAUUCAAGCAGGAUCAUGGGGAAAGCCUUUAUAAAGCUUGGAAGAGGUACAAAGGAUAUCAGAAGUCUUGCCCUCAUCACGGGCUUGACAAGAACUACUUGAUCAACACCUUCUUCCGAGGACUCAGAAUGGAUACCAAGACUUUGAUCCGAGCUUCGUGUGGUGGGAGCAUCCAGAACAAGUCAUUCACUGAGCUAGAAGAUCAUAUUGAGAUGAUGGCCCAAGAAGAAGACGCCCCGAGCGAGUACUCUAGUGAUCCGCCAAGGGAAUGCAAUGAUCAGACCAUACAGAUGGUUCUUGAACAAUUGGCUGUCCUCAAUGCUAAGCUCGAAGAUUCCAACCGACCCUCUAGGACUAAGCAUUUGAUGCCAACACAAGAGGAGCUUGGUAUGUACGCGUUGGAUGAGAGAGUCGAAGGUGUAAACUACGUGGCCAAUAACGCCUACUCGAACACGUACAAUCCAGGGUGGAAGAAUCAUCCCAAUCUCUCCUACAAGUCAAACAAUGUGGAGAAUCCCGUGCCGAACAACUUCAGAGCAUCCGACAACUCGAACCAGAGGAUUCCUCCCAGUUUUUCUUUUCAAUCCAGGGUCCUAAUCAAACAUCCAACUACAGAGCUCCGGGGCAAUUCUAUAUUAAUUCCACACCUCCAGGUAGACGUUGAAGACCGACCGAUGGUUGAGCGAGGAAAAAGCUCGAAGACUGCAGUUGUAGACAUCCCCGAUGAUGAACCUGAACCGGCUUACGUGCGUCCUCCUCCUAGGCCACCACCAGUACCAUUUCCAUCUUGCUUGAGGAAGCAUAACGAAGACAGCCAAUUCGCAAAGUUUGUUGAGAUGCUGAAGAAACUCGAGGUAACCAUGCCAUUCACUGAUGCUAUUUCGCAGAUUCCCUCGUAUUUGAAGGAUAUCCUGAUAAAAAAGAGGGUCGUUGAGAAAGAAACCGUAGCGCUUACUGCCGAAUGCAGCGCUUUGAUCCAACACGAGCUUCCGCUUAAGCGAAUGAAUCUUCAACUUGCCGAUCGUUCCAUUAAAUACCCUGCUGGGAUACUUGAGGAUGUGCCACUGAAAGUUGGGAACUUCUAUAUCCCGGUUGACUUCGUGGUUCUCGACAUGGACGAAGACUCUAAGGUACCUAUAAUUCUUGGUCGUCCAUUCGUUAACACUGUAGAUGCUAUCAUUCAUGUUCGAGCAGGUCGACUCACUAUGAAGAUUGGCGAUGAGACGGUAGAAUUUACUCUGGACAAAAUUCUAAAGCAACCGUAA